AUGAUUAGGCGAAAAAAACUUACCAUCUUUACGGAUGCCAAAGAUACAACAACUGUUUUGGAAUUGAAGAAAAUGAUAGAGGGCAUCUUGAAAGUACCUCCACCGAGUCAAAUGCUUUUUAACAAGGAUAGUCAACUUAUGGAAGAUGAUAAAACUCUGGCGGAGUAUGGUCUUACUUCGGCAACCGCCAAAGCUCAAUGCCCGGCACCGAUUGGACUUGCUUUAAGAAAAGAGAAUGGUGAAUUUGAGGCUCUAGAACUGACUCCGUACUCGUCUCCCCCUGACUUGCCCGAUGUUAUGAAAUCCCAGGAGACAAAUGGACAGGAACAGCUAAAGCUUUUUAUGAUAAUCUGCUUCUAA
Danaus chrysippus (African queen) is the source of this 360-nucleotide messenger RNA. Lineage: Eukaryota; Metazoa; Arthropoda; Insecta; Lepidoptera; Nymphalidae. The record is from the annotation of a GenBank genome assembly.